Anopheles bellator is the source of this 4379-nucleotide messenger RNA. RefSeq names its product MAP kinase-activated protein kinase 2 (gene MAPk-Ak2). The transcript has 7 exons. Gene Ontology annotation, biological process: peptidyl-serine phosphorylation; intracellular signal transduction; protein autophosphorylation. Gene Ontology annotation, molecular function: calmodulin binding; calcium-dependent protein serine/threonine kinase activity; ATP binding. The record is from RefSeq and is a predicted model, not a curated record. Bases 1067 to 2185 code for a protein of 372 amino acids. NCBI's taxonomy places the organism in Eukaryota, Metazoa, Arthropoda, Insecta, Diptera, Culicidae. Gene Ontology annotation, cellular component: cytoplasm; nucleus.
AGUGUUUUAAGUAUAUUGAGCUGUAACACGCGCUCGCCCGGGAUCCCCGGAAGUAAUCAGCGCAGCUUCCCUGCUCCCCGGUUCGUCUCGUGGACUCGUCUACUUGCUUGUAGUGCAGCGUGUUCUGUUUUGUGUAUCGGCUGGUUCAGUGCCCCCCCUCAUUGCUUACCAUACGGUACCGGGGGUUUUCCAGGUGGCCCCCCUUUCGUCAGCAGUGUGUUCGGUUCUUAAACGCCAAUUUUGGUUCCAUUUCGGACCUUCCGGUUGGGUUGCUGCGUGGUGUUAUCCAACCAUUGCAUUGCGCGCACUACAUUUACAUAAAUUAACUACCGGAAAGGCGGCUGCCUGUGGUUUCGUCGUCGCGGAUCCCCGACAAUUUUAUCGACGCGACCGAGGGUGUCCCGCGGAAUAGAGAUUUUGACUGCAACCUUUGUACACGCGGUGCACACACACGGGAAGCAGUCCCCGGCGGCGGUGGGCGGCGCUGAGAGUGUGGAGUUUUUAUUUGCGUUGAUGACACAAUGACAAAAAGAUUCCGUCUCCUCGAGUGGGACUGAGUGUGUUGGUGGUAAACGGUAAAACCAGCUGCGUGUGCCGUGAACCAUUGUUUUAAUUCUGUUGUGCAUGUUCCGGAGUGCGUGUUGUGCUGUGGCGUCUCCGUGCAAAACUGUCCAACUGCGAGUGACGAAAAAAUGAAUAUCAGAGUGCCGUCGUAUCGGAUCGAAGCAUUACUACAGCCGUUGGGCUCUACCAGCACCGAAUUGUUAUAUAAGUGAACGCACCAGUGAGUCCACUGUGGGCAGCGUAGCGCACUAGAUUUCCGGAGCUUCCAAACGAAUCAGCCCUUUCACACGGAACACCGCGGCUGAGUAGGCUCGGCUGUCGUCAUCGCGAAGAAAGUUGCCUGUAAACAAAACAAGUCUGACGCAAUCAAGCGCAUGUGUUGUGUACAUGUGUGUGUAGUGUGUCUCGCAGGGUUAUCAUUGAAAUAAGCAAAUUAAAGGACAAUCGGGCGGCAGUUGUGAUCAGAAAUCAUCGUUGGUCGCAGCAUCAUUGCAUCACUAUUAUGUACACAAUGAAACCGAUUCCGGUGCAACAGUUGCCGACGCAACAGCAACAGCAGCAGGCAGCGGUGCAGAGGCAACCAAAAACGACUGCGAUCACGGAUGACUAUGAAAUUUCCAACACCGUGCUCGGGCUCGGCAUCAACGGGAAGGUGGUGCAGUGUAUGAGCAAAAAAACGGGAGAAAAAUACGCACUGAAGGUGCUCCAUGACAAUGCCAAGGCCAGACGCGAGGUGGAGCUGCACUGGAGGGCAAGCGGCUGUCGGAACAUUGUGAAUAUCAUGGACGUGUACGAGAACAGCUACAGCGGCAAUCGAUGCUUGCUCGUCGUUAUGGAAUGUAUGGAAGGUGGUGAACUCUUUCAGCGGAUCCAGGAUCGACAGGACGGUCCGUUCACCGAACGAGAAGCCGCCCAAGUCAUGCAUGAAAUCUGUGUCGCUGUCAAGUACUUGCACGAUUCCAACAUCGCACACCGUGAUCUCAAGCCGGAAAACCUGCUCUACACAUCGCCCCACCCGAACGCCAUACUGAAACUGACCGAUUUUGGGUUCUCGAAGGAAACGUUCAUCAAGGACACGCUGCAAACGCCCUGCUACACGCCGUACUACGUGGCGCCGGAGGUGUUGGGACCGGAGAAGUAUGACAAGAGCUGUGAUAUUUGGUCGUUAGGCGUGAUUAUGUACAUCCUGCUGUGCGGCUUUCCACCGUUCUACAGCAACCACGGGCUGGCCAUUUCGCCCGGCAUGAAGGCACGCAUUCGCACCGGCCAGUACGACUUUCCGAACCCCGAGUGGAAGAACGUUAGUCAGGCGGCGAAGGAUCUCAUCCGCGGAAUGCUCAACGUGGAACCGGAAAAGCGGCUCACGAUCGAGCAGGUGAUGAUGAACCCGUGGAUUCGGCGAUACACGGAGGUACCACAAACGCCACUGCACACGGGCCGGAUGCUGAAGGAAGGUGAAGAGAUAUGGCCCGAGGUGCAGGAAGAGAUGACCCGGUCGCUGGCCAACAUGCGUGUGGAUUAUGAGAUGCACAUUAAGAAUCUGGACAGUUCCAACAAUGCGCUGCUGAACAAGCGACGAAAGCGUGGCGAGGACAAGGCUACCCCAACCAACAGUAAGUAACCUCUCUUCCCGUCGUCGUCAUGUGGGUUCGCGUCCGUCCGUCUCGUCGGUCAACGGUGCAGACAUCAGUGGCUCCCGUUAGUGUCUGUCGUAAAAUGAUGUCCCCUUUAGCGUAAGCGUUGUACGGGUUUAAGAGGGAACGAUAAGGUGGACCCACUUUGGAUGCAUUUCUCGCAAACCUUGGCACAAAACUCGGUGUGGCGAGAAGCGGCCAAUCCCAAACCUGCAAUCGUUAUGGAUUUUAUUGGCAAACUUCAUUUUAAUCAACUUGUUAUCACCAUCACGCCUGAUUGUGAAGGUAGGUGAUUAGAGCUUAGGAACGUACGGAGCGUACUGCUAAGAAAGGAUGUUAACCCCACACCGAACCGAGUGAGUGAGUGAGCUAAACUGGAACUAGGAAUCCAUCACAAAUAGGGUGUUUGUGUUUUUAAAGUGGUGCGCCGGCAAGCAUUAACAUAGUUUCAGUCAAUUAACACACACCCAAGUUGGCCCACAAACCACAGCACAGUCCCGGUUUUAUUUUCGCAAACAACGGCGCCCAAGGUUCUGUUCUGCGAGUGCACACUGCCGCCGGCAUCACACGCAUGGAAGGGGAAGUCAAUUAGGAACGCUUUACCACCGGUGCAUCACCGACACGCGACCCGUGUGUCUAGUUGAGCUGGUUAAUGCAAGCAAAAAAGAAAUAUUAAUAAGGCUAAAAUUAAGCAACAAAAGUGGCUUUCGUUACUCUGCGCAUUUGUGCGGCCAAGAGUUGUUGAAUUGUUAGAAAUUCGCGUUCAUAUUGAUGUGUAACCUGGCGUAACUUAACGUGACAGAGAGAGGCCCCCGCCCGUAAGCGUAAUGGUAACGUGUAAGACUUUUGUGACCCACAGCGGUCGCUGCAGGUUGUGCGCGCGUUCGUUCCGCGUUGAACACGUAGUUUUUACUAUUAAUUCGAUUGCACUAAAUAAAAUUGUACACAUGAUCAACACAAGGUGGCCGGAAUUCAUGAAGCAGCACUGCACCCCCAAGGAUAUGCUGUUGGACUACAAAUGGCAACGGGUUCGUGUGCCGAAGUUAACUCCUUCCUCCUCGACAAAAACAUUCCGUCUGCUCCCUUACAUUAUCGGUACUGUUCAAGCUGUGCGGUCCGAUGGGUUGUGGGAUUAAGGCCUAGAAACAUGUUAUCGUUCGUUCCAUAAGAGCUUUCGGAUCGUAAGAUCGUUUGGAUGCUUGCACGCACGGCGCUUAAGAUGGAAACUACACAGUGUGCGAUAACGGGAUUUUAUUUUGUAAACAUAAAAUGCAGUCAUAUCUACUAGUUAGUGACACAGAGGUUGAAAACUAAGUUCUUCCUCUUUCAAAAGCUUUCAAUUUUAUGCAAAUCGGAUGGCAGAUUACAAAGUUAUGCGCGGUACGUGUGUCAUUAUGGCCAAUUUGAGUUUAGGAACGAGAAAAUAGACGGUAACUCAUCGGGCGACUUGACUUGACUAGUGAUUUGAGUAGUGACCACACGAAAACCUCUUCCCAUGCACUCAUCAUCAUAAAAUGGAAACAAAUUAUAGGGCUCAGUACUCUUUCUUCCUUUUCUACUUUUUAACAAACGAUUCUACUGACACUUAAACGCCCAUAACCCCUCAUCCGGUUUGCAUGAAAUUGGGUGCAUUUUAAAGAGAAAGAACGUUACUAAUAGAACGUUGGCAGCAUUUUAUAGUUUUUAAAAAUAAAAUCUCGCUAUUCGAAAAACUCAUUUGUGUAGCCAAAAUAGGAGGGCGGCCAUCGCCGAUCCGGAGAUGCGUUCUUUACCGUUAGUUCGUGAGUCUUGAACGGUCUUUUAAACGCCUCACUUCCUGUGCCGUACCUUAUCUCCUGUUUCUGGUCUGCAGCGUCUUUGACGAGUGGAGCGAGAAAGCGGCCUCCUCUCCUCUAAUCUUUCUAGACAUUUUUGUUACUUUGGAAAUGUAAAGCAACGCAAAUCCAACAUACACAUGAGCAUGUAAGCGGUUAAGGUUAAAACUAUAUAAGCUACAACAAAAACGACAACGAACGGUAAGGAACGGGCACGCGAUGAGAUUCCCUGUUCUCCGAAGGGAAAGUUAAGACGAAGCAAAAAAACACUCAGUGAACCGGGGAAAAUGUAUCCAUUUCCUAUAUAUUUAUAUACGCGCUUGCUUUUAUUUUGUCAUCAAUAAAAAAUAUAAUAUGUUCAUGUAUG